Brassica napus (rape) is the source of this 1026-nucleotide messenger RNA. RefSeq names its product pentatricopeptide repeat-containing protein At1g10270-like. Gene Ontology annotation, cellular component: chloroplast. The coding region runs from base 1 to 1026 and encodes 341 amino acids. The record is from RefSeq and is a predicted model, not a curated record. The transcript is spliced from 2 exons. Lineage: Eukaryota; Viridiplantae; Streptophyta; Magnoliopsida; Brassicales; Brassicaceae. Gene Ontology annotation, molecular function: protein binding.
AUGCUUGGUCAUCGAGUCCACUUCCUGAUCAACGAAGUUUCUGACCUCGACAGUGCAGCCAAUCACGCUCGUUUAGCUGUGAGGAAGAGGUUGAACCCCGAAAAGGCCCUCUUUACCUGCAAUGCAAUGCUGCUGAUUAAGCCUGACAUCGCUGCCUGCAAUCUCAUCAUCAAAUCCCACUGCGAGGAAGGCCGCCUUGACAACGCUCUUCGACUGUACAACCACCUCUUGCGCCACCCUCCUUCCCCGAACCACAAGACAUACGACCUUUUGACCAAAGCCCUGGUCGAUGCAGGAAUGAUGGACCAGGCUCUGGAACUUUUGUUGAGAGGAAGGGCUGAGUUAUUCAAUUUCCAACAGCCAGGCAUGUACAUGAACCUCAUUGGUGGCUUCUUGCAACAAGGGAAUCUUGACAUGGCGUAUCAGCUCGGGGACGACUUUAAGACGUGUUCCAUACGCAACAAAAUCACAGUACUGAACUCAGUAUUCGUAGAGUAUUUGUUCAAGCAAGGCAAUGAUGAGAAGGCUAUGGAGCUGUACAGGAACUCUUUAAACAACGACGGCUUCACAGCAAACGGACACGUGGGCCAUCCUUAUUUGGAAGUGUUGCUCAAGUACGGCAAGAAAACCCAAGCCUGGGCAUUAUUCGAAUAUAUGCUUGACAAUUACGACGAAUGCAUUGGGUUAGGCGACGAGACUGUUAAUUUGAUGCUGAACGAGUGUAUCAAGGAGGGGAAGUUUAGCGAUGCAGUCAACAUCUUGGCCAAGUCCAAGGCAAAAUUAAAAUACUUUCCUGUGGGAGCUUACAGGAACCUUAUUACAAAGUUGUGUCAUAAUGCGAGGUUGUCCGAGGCUGAGAGUGUGUUUGAUGAAUGGUUGAAACAAGAAUUUACGAAACCAGAUGAUGCAACUUACACAUCAUUGAUUCAUGCAUAUAUUAAGGCUGAAAGAGUUGAGGAUGCCAUUGAAACAGUAAACCAGUUGAUGGCUGCUAAACUCCGCAGGGUUACUAACAUGUGUCUCUAA